Molecule: messenger RNA, 3428 nt
Organism: Caenorhabditis elegans
Lineage: Eukaryota; Metazoa; Nematoda; Chromadorea; Rhabditida; Rhabditidae
Gene: phlp-2
Product: Protein phosphatase PHLPP-like protein
Exons: 18
Coding region: 5-3385 (1126 amino acids)
Molecular function (GO): protein serine/threonine phosphatase activity
Source: RefSeq, marked reviewed
CCGAAUGAACAACGAGCAACUACAAUCCACGUCAUCAUCCCCAUCAACUCUACUAAAACCAAUUGAGAAAAAGUCGAGAUUUCUGAGACUUUACUCAUCAGAUGGACAACGUAGUACACGUAUAGAAUGUGAUGAGCACACAACUUGUGCUCAAAUAUGUCAACAAUUUUCAUGUGAUGUGAUUACUCUUCAAAUUGGUAAUUACCAUUUUCGGCAGCUAAAAUCCGACACCUCUCCACUUGCGAUUCUUCAAGAUUUCUGCCGAAUUCUAACAAUGUCCGAUGAGAAUCUGGAGACUGAAAGCACAUCGAAAGCCUUGGAAGAUAUUUUAUCAUACACUGAUUCGCCGGCAUUCCGCCAUAUUUUUAGCUUUUUUCUGGGCCGGCCAAGAAUUCGUGCGAAGAGUACAUUGAAUUUGGAUAUUCUAAGUGAAGAAGUUGUGAUACGAAAAGGAAAGCUAAUUCACACGUGGCAAAAUGCGCGAGCCGUAUUUUACAAUUCAAAUAUUCGAUUGCAAACCAAAAACAACCAAGAUGAGGCUCUUCAAAUUCGAAAUAUGAAAGUAGAUGUACAUGAGUCCAAAAGAGGAAGAGCUCUUCGACUAAAAGAUGAUGAUGUGUGUUAUCUUAUAAUCUUUCAAAGACCGAAUAUUCUAGAAGCAUGGCUUACACGGGCUCAACAAGUGGAGAAGAGUAACCACGUGGAUGCAAGUGACGAGCAAUUGACAUUAAUACCUGAACAGAUUUUGAAUAAUGAAGCGAGAGUUCAAAUUUUGAAUUUAAGAAGAAACUCGCUGAUUUCUAGGCCACCAACUGAAAAGUCAAUGGCUCCACUUGGCUACAUAGAUGACCUAUACCGUGUCCAUUCUCUACAAGUAAUCGAUUUAUCUGCCAAUCAAAUUCUCUCAUUUCCAAUUCAAUUAACACUUUUAUCACAUCUCCGACAACUUAAUCUAUCAUCUAACUACAUAUCAUCAGUCCCAAGUGAAUGCUCAAAUAUGCGACGUUUACAAUAUUUAAACUUAUCGAAUAAUCAAUUAGACACUCUACCAGAUUCAAUUAGUGAACUUCAAAACUUGCAGAGUUUGGAUAUUAGUUUCAAUCAAUUCUCACAGAUUCCACCCUGCCUUUUCCACCUUACUCUCGAAAUGUGGAGGCUUGCUGGAAACAAUAUAGAGAAGAUCGAUAGAGUCGGAGAAAUGCAAAUUCAAAAAAUCGAUCUUCGAAGAAACGUGCUUGACACCUCAUUUCGACUUGAUAUCGAAAAUAUAACACAUUUGGAUUUGAGAGAUAAUUCUAUGAUUUCUACAGUUCAUCUCACGAAUUUGAGGUUUUUGAAAGUAAUUCAUUGCGAACGUCUCCAAUUGUCAAGUCUACAUUUGAGUGGAGAAAGUUUGACUCAUGUAUAUGCAGAUCAUAAUUUACUUGAUUCCCUGGUCGUGAUGCCUCUUCCACAAAACCUACAAACUCUUUCACUUUCUUUCAAUCACUUUCGAAAUCUGCCAGAUUGGAUAUCAGAUUGCCCGAAUUUGACAUUUCUCCGAGCAAAUAAUAAUAGCCUUGUGGCACUGCCAGAGAGAAUAUUCUACUCCCAAUCUCUUCGUUCAAUAUUUGCAUUUAUCAAUGAAAUCGAACAUAUUCCGGAUUUUGGAGAAGAAAAUUGUCUAGAAACAUUAAUACUUUAUAAGAAUAAACUGUCCUCACUUCCCAAACAUUUCUUCAGUAUAUUGCCAAGAUUACGACAGCUCAAUAUUUCAUCGAAUUUUAUAGAAUUAUUGCCAUAUUUUGAUGGUUCAUCGUUUUGCAGACUACAAAUCCUACGUUGCGCCAACAACUAUUUAACAGAGAACAGUGUGCCAGUGAUUGUAAAUAUGAAACAUUUAAAAAUAAUUGAUCUCAGUCAUAAUCGAUUAAAUUCUUUCGAUGACAGUGCUCUCAGCUCUUUGGAGCUUCUGGAAGAUCUCAAUUUAAGUUCAAACCGCCUGACAAGACUUGCUGAUUGUUUGGCUCUUUUGCCAUGUUUACAAGUGCUCAGAGCUCAUUCAAAUCAACUUGUUCAUGUUCCAGAAUUUCGAGCAUCUAAUCAGUUACAUACAAUAGAUGUCUCAUCGAAUAACAUCUCACUUGGAACUCUCCAAUUCAAAGCUCCGCCAAAUUUACGCCAUUUCGAUGUGACGUGUAACUCUGGAGAUUUCGAUACGGAAAACUUCCCGGAAAACGCAAAAAUGCAUUCAAAAAUGAAUACGAUAAAUAUUUCCGAAGGGUCACAAAAUCUCUUUGGCUUUCAAAUUGGAGUCUCAGGCAGUCGAGGAAUGAAAAAUAAACAAUGUAUCCGACAAGUUCGAGUUGAAAACACAUUUGGAUUUAUCGAUGGAGGAUCCAAUUCCUAUAUGUCAUCGUCGAUUUGCAGGUUCAUGACUAGUUAUUUGAAAGAGAAUGUAUCGAUGGAUAUUCGAUCGAUACUCUUGAGAUGUCAUUGUGAACUUGGAGAAGAGGGAGAACGAUUGGGAGCUAGUGUAAUGAUAAUUCGUGUUCACGAAAAACGACUGGAGAUUGCGUCAACUGGAACAAUGAGUGCAGCGAUUGCAAGAAACCAGAAAUUGAAAAUGAUAAUAAAUGGACGGUAUGAAAUCGAUGAUGACGAAUAUUCUCGAAUACGUGAAGCCCAUGGAUUCGUUGAUGAAGAAAAUCGAAUAAAUGGAGUAAUUGGAUCAUCCCGUCAAAUUGGACAUUUUUCUACUUUUCCUGUUGUUUUACCAACUCAUUCCUAUCGAAAUAUUCAAUUAAAUGAACAAAUUGAGGGAUUAAUAGUUGGAAAUAAUAUGAUAUGGAAUAUGUUAUCAAUUGAUGACCUUAAUUCCACUUUUCAUAAUAAUCGUAGUCCUAUUGUGGUGGCGAAGAAGAUUCAGGACCAACUACAAUCAUAUGAUUAUGGCGGGAAUUCGAAUAUUCUCGUUCUACGACGAAUAAAACCACAAAUGACAUUUAAUGGAUUUUCAACAUCUUCUACAAAAAACCAAGUGACUCCGGAUAUUGCGAUACCCAAAAUUGACGAACAAUUAGUGCUAGCUGUUCCUGCCCUAAUACUUCCGGAAUAUCAUCCAUCUCCUCCAGUUCCACCACCAAUUCCAGCAAUUCGUCAUCGUACUCCAUCUCCACCACCACCACCACUUCCAUCAUCAACACCUCCACCAGUUUCUUCAGAACAUGAAGAGAUUAAUGUUCGUCAGAGUUCAACACUUUCUGGAGGAUAUACGUUAUCGAUUGAUAGAUUUUACAGUAGUAGUAGUACUGUAUCCUCGAGAAAACAGUUCAAUGAGACACGAGAUUUGUUGAGCAAGUCACUGAAAUUGAGCCCUCCUAAUACGGUUACUUUUAAUAUUUAAUAUUUGAUUUUUUGUUAAAUAAAAAUUUCUAGUUUCGCUAUGA